AUGCAUUUGCCUUGGGUUUUCCGCAGCUUGCUAACAGUUGUGACUCUAACAGGUAAUCUACUACAUUCAACUACUCUUCCACAAAUUUGUUGAAAUUACCAAUUUGAUGCAAUGUGAAAUCCAUAUUUUGCUGUCAGUUGUUUUUGAAGUGCAACCGAACCAAAUUAGAGUGACGGCGCUUUGAAAUAAUUGAUAAUGAAGGAACUAACGUACAGCUUGAAAAUGUGAAUCAAAUUCUACUAAAGGACUAACUACAAGGAACAGUUUUUUUCUGUAUCAUCUCAACAGAUAACUCACCUAAGUCAAGUUCAACAACUAGCGCAUUUACGUUUUUCUCCGAGAAAAUGCAAGGACAUUUGAAAGAGUUUCCAUCUGUGAAAUCUUUCUUUCUCUUUCUUUAUUUUCAAUCGAUCUUUGAUGCAAAGUUUUUGUGUAGGUAACAAAAAUUAAUAUGAAAAAGAUCCAUGAAAAUUGUUUAUUUUUCCAGAAGGCCCUUGUUUCUGAAAGGCAUAGAUUUAAGGUUUUAUGAAGGUAAAAAACAUAUCUGUGAGCAAAAAUCGUGACAUUUUCCAUUUUUCAGAAGGCCUUUGAUUUUGAACAAAACAAAUGUAAAGUUACUUUAGGCUCGUCCAUCAAACAAAAGGUGAAAAUCUUUGUUGGGUUACAGCUAAACAAGCUGCUUUGUAUAAUAGCUUUACAUAGGUCUUUUUAUCCAUUAUUGACUGCCAUUCGCAUUGUAGAAAACUGGUUAUCCAUUUAUUGUUACGAUAAAUGCUUUGUUCGAGCUUUGAAUUGGUUGCUUUCCAAUUUUUUUCACCCACUGGCGCUAAAGUAGAUGAUUUGAUAAGGGUCAAGUCUGCGAUUUCGGAAUUUUUUUUCUUCCCGAGCAACCCGUUUGUGCUAAUAGAUUAACGUUGCAUCGAAUGCGAAACAGGUUGAAGCACAACGUAUCUUUUCGUUCCUCAAUGAAAGCGCCCUCUGGGAAGAUUUUCGCCCACCCUUUUUUAAGUAGAUGCGGAAGUCUCGUUAUUAUUUUUUUUCUCUAGUUAAGUGCAAACACGCAAUGUAAACCUCACUGUCGUGCACAUAAGUAUUAACUUAAAGGAAAUUUACCUACCAGUCCUCGGAUAUUUUUUCUUUUCAUCCCCAAUUUUGACCUUAAAAUCAAGGAGUUUUUUUUUUUACCCUUGAUUAAAAUAUUAAAAAUUCAAAAAGCACACCUUUAAUAGAUAAAUCAUUUCCUUUCCAUAGUGUCCCAAGCUCGAUCGUUUGACGAAACAUCCGAUCCCAGUCCUCCAACGUUGUUUACAUUUCUCCUUCCUUAAUUGACAGUUUUACCUGAUGUCAUAUCAAACUUGUUUCACUCGGCGCCAACUGAUCUUAAUUUUCUUUCGAACGGAGUGCACUCGCUGUUACUUUUAGAAGGAAAAGCUUUUGCCUCAAGCAGAAAAUAAUACGGUAGAAUUUAUGUCCGUGGCAUAAAUAUGACUCAUAGAGAGGCCUAAAGCAAAUUUAUGCCUAAGAACAUAAACUGUUUUACUAUCAUUAUCACUUUGGAGGGCGUUAAGAAAAUUAAAUCUCAAAAAAUACAACAAAACAGUCUGAACGAAAAAAUACAUUUCAAGCCCGCCAAAAGUCUCCGUUUUGGUCCGCAAAGUACGCCUCAACUAAAGGCAAAAUCUCUUCGUUCGUUAAAGCCUCGCUUCUUCCCUUUUGUUCACGCCAUGAUUUCUUCUUCUUUGUAUCAUGAAAAUUUUUUUUUUUCGAAUUGAUAUUUGGAGGGAAAGAGGGUUGAACAGUUGAUCACAAAGGGAAGAAUAAUCAAACUGUUACUGCUGAUCGUAGGAAACUGUGUAAAAUACCUAAAACUGAUUGACACAUUUCUUUGCUUUCUUCUCUCGCAGUGUGCAGCAAAGGAUUCGUUGAAAUAGGUUAGUUAUCGAAAGUAAUGGACCUUACUUGUGGUGUUUGUUGAAAAUUUUCUGGGUGAAAAAUCUCAUUCCCAGGGUCUCUCCUUUCUUCCCCUCUCUCGCUCAAGGGUUCGCAGGACGACGAGAAAAGGAAGGGAACAUGGGAACGAGGUGGUUGUAUCGGCAUUCCAUCUAAGCUAAAGAAAAUUACUUCGACUCCAUUCGUGCGACAGAAACGACACGAGCGGCUCCAGCAUUAUAAGUACCUAUAUGCCCAAUUGGUGUCUUCUAACUAGAAACUUUGAAAGGACUUUAAAAGGCCGAAAAAAUAUUAAGACUUUGAAAGAACUUUAAGAGAGUAACGAAAGUUUAAGGGUUUUAAAGUACUUAGAAACACUAGAAGAGACUCAUGAUUUAUCGCCCGUGGGGAGGGAGGAGAUUAAAUAUACUUGAUCCCCCCUAUAUGGCUCUGCCAUAUUUUCAUGAUCUCCCCUUUUUUUGACACUCAAUUGGCAGUCAGUUUUCUCCAGUCCCCCCUUUUUACUCUCUUGUCAACGACCGAUCCUCUCCUCAUUCCCCCUGAAAACCAUGUGACUCCCCCCCCCCCAAAAAAAAAAAUUCCUCCCCUCCGGGCCACAAAUAAUGACUUUCCCUAAGGAUAUCUACUUCAUUAUCACGUUGCAGAAAAUCGAGUUCGCCUGAUCACUACAGAGGAGGACAUAGGGGGAGGACGUAUCGAGGUGUACCAUGAUGGCCAGUGGGGGACAAUUUGUGAUGAGAAUUGGUCACAUGACGCCGCUGAUGUGGUCUGCAAGGAACUGGGGUUCAGUGGAGCGUUAUUCGCAACUAAAAAAGCAUAUAAUGACUCAGAGGGUUCUGGUCCGGUAAGAGGGUUUUUUUUUACUUUUUAUCUCACUUAAUACUAGUAAUAUUCAAAGAGUGGUAAAGUGUUUGAUCUCUAAUAAAAGUUGUUUUAUUGUACUGAUUGCGCAGAAAAAAAAUCCGUGUCUUCAGCUUAAGGCGGCCAAGAAUGCAUUUGUACAUGAGAUCGAGACUAUUUGUGCCACAUAGCCCGUCAGCCAGCCAGCAAGUCCGCCAGCCAAAAAGAAUGAUUUCCGUAAAAACGACACGAGUAGCAUGCGUUCUACUUCGUCGAACGCAAUUAUCUUGUUUUUUCUUUUUUCUUAAUUUCUAUCACAAUAUGACCAGCUUUACUAGGCACAGAAACGAAAUGAAAGCUAUUCAAAAAGGCAGUCUUGACUCAGAUAAUGACAUAUUUUUGUAUUAACUAAAACAGCAGCUUUUUGUGACAUGCGUUUUGUGGUUUUCCGUUAGCGGCCGAUUACUCAAUUUUUUUUUUUUUUCCAAAACGGCAUGGAGUAAAGCCGAGUUUUUCCUUUUUUUCCUUAACACAUUUGAAUUUUACAACAGUUGGAAUACUCCUUGGGAUCUAUAACGUGGUAACUCUACUUUUUCAUUAACAACUUUUAAUCGUGGGGAUCGAAUUUAGAUGAUUUCUGGAGCAUGAUUCGCCUUAAAGCGCACGCAAAAUCACCCACUAAGUAGUUGCUUAUUCCCUAACAGUGGCUGACUGAUGCACUUGCAAUCCUGCACCGGAACGUCCACAACUUGUGUGUUAUGUCGUGUAUCCAAUCCCAAUGCCUAGGGUUAGAGUAAGGGUUAGUUACCCAGCUAAAAGCGAAAUUCAUCCUCAUCGCUUUUUGCGUACUUUUGUAUCAGAUCCACUUGUCAAAUGUGGUGUGCGAGGGCUCGGAGCAGUCCAUCCUGGAAUGUUCAAAUGACGGCUGGGGUGUGGUCGGUAAAUGUACUCAUAAAGACGACGCUGGAGUAAGGUGUAUCGACCCGGGUAUGUUUAUGAAUCACAACAAAUCUCCUCUAUAACUUUUCAGUAAUCAGGCUACCGAAACAAACUAUGAAAAAAAGAUUAAUUUUUCCAAACGAACAUGAAUUAAUCAUGAAUAACUUCCUGAGCAUACAAAGACCAGCCAUAACUCUAACUGAGAGAGUGAAGUCAACGAAUUUAAACAGAACCGUUGAGAAAAAAUAAGGUAUAAGGUAGUUUUAAUAUGGCCUGCUUUAGCUAGAGUCUGCAAAAUAACAAUAAAAACAUCCACUUAGCUUCCUUGACAGAUUGCCCUUCUUAUUCAAAGUCCUACUAAUGUAAGUAUAGAUUUUUGCAACACUUAACUGAGAUGCCCUUUCUUUCUAUUGGAAGGCGUUCGUUCAAGCUAAACUCGUAAACUCAAUAAAGGACGAAGAAUAACAAACUGUAUUGAAGCUGAAAUCGAAAAUGAGCAUCGCUUCACGCCCUAUUAACUAUUUCUCCUGUUUGGUUUGUAUGCUUAAUUUUUGUAAGAAAUCCCUGAGUUGGUGUAUAGCGGCUGCUGGAUUGACGACCCAGGAAACAGGAUUUUGCCAGACUUUUACUCAAACCAUCGAGGUAAAAUCGACUGGCAUAACCUUGGGGAAAAUGUUUUACUGUGUGCAAGGGACGCCAUCUCUAGUGGCAAAGACUUCAACCUAUUUGGUGUACAAUAUUUCGCCGAGUGCUAUUCGCAACAAGGUCAUCCUGACUACAAGAAAAUGAGAGCUGCAAAAAGUGGCUGCGAAUUCGGUAAUAAAAUUUGUUACUGACUGAUGAUUAUGUGAGCGACUAACUGAUUAACUGACCAUGAUUUCAAUGGGCUGAUUGUCUAGCUGACUGAUCAACCAAAACCUAUUAGUAUUGGUGAUAUGUAUCUUUACCUCACCCUACACUCCAAAAGGAUGGUAUUUGUUUGGUUACAAUAAGGUGAGAAAAAAAAUUGUAGUGACAUUGCGACAAUGAUGACAACUGACUGGUUAUCUUACUGAAAGACUAGCCAACUGAUGGAUUGACUGACUUGCUGAUGGACUGACUGACUAACUGGUCUGAAUGUCUCACUGGCUGCGGACUGAAAAGACUGAUUGACUGAAAGACUGAUUGACUAACUGGCUGACGUACUGACUAACUGGCUGACGUACUGACUAACUGGCUGACGUACUGACUAACUGGCUGACGUACUGACUAACUGGCUGACGUACUGACUACUGACUGACUAACUGACUAAUUGACUGACUGACUGGCUAACCGACUUAUUGACUGACUGACUUAUUGACUGACCGACCGAUUGACCGGCCGGGCGACUCACUAAACGACCGAGUGAUUGAUUUACUGGCUGACUGACAUACGAAAUGACUGACUGGCUGACUUACUAACUGAUUGACUGGCUGACUGACUUAUUGACUGACUGGUUGACCAACUUAAUAACCGACUGGCUGACUGACUAAUUGACCGACUGACCUACUGACUGAUUGACUGACCAGAUUGAUCAGUAUGAUUGAUUACCUGACAGUCUGAGUAUCUUAAUCUUGACUGUUGACUCUCUAACUCUUUGAUAGGUGUGGGCAAAUUGUCACACAAUGCUGUUUAUGAAUUUGGGCCGUACCAUAAUUUGGGUUGCUGGGAAGACAGACCUGGAGGUGGACGAACUAUGAAGUGGCUAAAAAAUCUUCGUAGAGAAAUCGACUGGUAUGACAUGAGCAAAACAGGUUUGUGUUUUAAAAACUUUAUAUCAAAUUAUCAAGGUUAGAGUUUCUCUCCAGUCACAAAGUAACUUAAGAGCAAAGUCCCUAUGAGCAAUCGACCCAUAACUUCGUCACCCACAUUUUAAAGCGAGUAAAUUUUGUAAGUAUUUUUGCCAUAAUACAUCCAAAAAUAAUAAGAACUUCUGGACGGUUAAUGAAUGAAUUUACCACGUUCUAAGUGUGAAUAUUUUUUUCGUUCUAUGCAAAAUUUUUUCUUUCAUCACAAUUCUUAUUAAAUUUCGCCAGUUACCCCUCUCCUUCCCUACACUAGCCUGUAGAGCAGGCGUAAUUUUUUCAGUAUUUUGUAAAAUAAAGCUGUUAUCACUGAUUUUUACGGCAGCGCGCGGCAUACCUGGUCGGAUAAACGAUCGCGAGCUUGUAACGUCAAUUUGAGCCAAAAAGACACCUGCCUGUCACGCUAUCCCUUUUCCCCUUUCCUGGACCUUUCAUCAAAUGUCUUCCUAUUGAGUGACGCGUUGUUUUGCAGUGCGGAGAUGCUAUGAGUUGGCGAAAACGGAAGGCAGAAUGUAUUUCGCAGUGCAGUUCUACGGAGAGUGUUGGGUCUCUGACGAUAAGAAUUUCAUGAAAUAUGGUCAGGCCACGAACUGUUGGGAGGGGACUGGGGAGCACUGGGCUCACUACGUUUACAAAAUACGCGAGUAAGGUAAGAAGGUACUUGUGUCUUAUCAGAGCAAGUAUGUAAUUUGAAAUAAAGAAGAUAUGAUACACAAUAGAAGGAACAGAGGGAAGGUCAGUCGUCGCCAACAGAAUUCAAAGGGUGAAUGAGGAAAAUUGACUGCUAAUUAACUGCCAGCGAAGGGGAAUCAUAAGAAUAUUACAAAACUUUAUGGGGGGGGGGAAGGGGGGAAAUCGGGUAAAUUUUAUAGUGUCACAACCAAAAUCCUCCUACUUCCCCCUCCCCCCCCCGACUAAUAUAGAUUAGUCUCUUGGUUCCAGUCCAACGAUAGGCGGUUACCCCGAAUGAAACUUUAUAUGAACAUUAUGGAUGCUUUUGUAUUAUCUUAUUCUUAGUCUCAUACCCAGAUUUUCCACGGCUAAGCGUCUAAAGUUCAGUUCAGUUACAUGGUAUGAUCUGGGUACGAGAUUAUCUUAGACUAUCUAAAAACGAUAUAAAAAAGGCAAGGGCUCUACCUAUUUUACAAGGGCUCUACCUUGUAAAAUGAUACUAAGCCAAAAUUACUUGGUAGUGGCUAGUGAAGUUAGUUAUGUACGUUUUUUGCUAAUAAUUAUUUUCACUUUGUUUUCUUGCUCUUCUUACAGGAAACAAUGAUGCCAGAUAAUUUCAGUGAUAACUCUCGAUGAUAACGACUGAAAAUAAGAAUUUUUUUUUCAUAUUCAGCAUGCUAGUGGUUUUUUUUUUUCAAACUCGGGGAUGAAAAACGUUUUAAAAGCUGUAGGUUAUUUAACUGGUUGCAAACUGAGCUGAUGUAGUCCAAAUCUAUCUUUAAAACUAGUAUAUUCUUAGAGAAAUUAAAGGUUCACUUGCUCAUGCAUGUUAAUUACGUGUGAUAGUAUUUUGGUUCUGUUUCCGAGCCAAUACGUGUCUCUGGCAAGCACAUCACUAACAUGUGCUCUCUCUCCUUUAAGCUUAGCCCAUUGUUCGAGUCAGAAGCUGAUUGCUCGCAAUCAACAAUCCUGGACAAAAUUAAUUGAAAAGUUCUUAAAAACCUCUCAUUUCGACCUACGACUCACAAUAGAGGUCUCAGUGCCCCUGAACCGAACAUACCACUGUUAAGUGUGCUCAGUCAGAGCUUUGAGUAGCACAGUACCGCUCGAUAACCAGUGGUCAAGCUGCCAAUGGCUUUGGACAUAAAAUAAUGUGAAAAACCGCUCGUUACUCGUUUUCGCGAGUCCGAGUACUAAAAUAAGUGAAUAUUCAAAAGGAAGAAAGAAAGAGAACAAAAACAAAAAAAUUAAAGAAAAACACUAACUACACAAGCUACGACACGCCCGAUUUCCCUUGUCAGUCUUGGAUAUCGAUCAUCAGAAAACAUACCUCUGGGACGUAAAAUUGGUCACUCAACCGUGCUCAGGGGGUGGGGGGUGUGGGAUGCAGGAGAAGAAGGGUAGCUGAUGGGAUCGUGAGUAGGAUUUCCUAACGGGGGGUGGGAGAGAGGCAUACCACAGCUGCGUCCUAUGAAGAAUAGAGUUUUAAAGAGUUCUUAUUCAUCCAGAAUAAAUGAGAAAUCUUAUGAAUGAUAAAACAGGUAAAUCCCUAUAUCCUAGUUGGGCGCAAGAAUGAAAUCCCUAUUCGAAAAUUCUUACCAGGUCCCCAUAACACUCAGUUUGUAUACAUUCUAGCGAUACUCGGUUCAUGUUGAGAAAGACUAGUGUGGAUUAUUCCAUGAGGAAAAUAACUCAGACUCCCUCAAAAAAUUUUCACCUAAGGUGUUUGCAUUUAGUUUAUGUAACUGUGAUUAUGAUGAGAACACGAGCUGAUAGAAGUUAUCAUCCAUCAAGAGAACAUUAGUGAACAUAAGCUGUUCGUGUUCUCUUCAUAUUGCCCCCAAUCGGGCAUAUUCCAUCCGAAGCGUCCGAAAUCACGAGGAACCGUCCUAAACUGGCGGAGCCAUCUGAAAUCAGAUAGAGAUGUAGAAAUGUUUAAUGUUUGCAAACGAAGUUUCGUUCAUGCUCUCUUAACUAUCCACUGUUGUUGAUACGAUUUACAGGCUUACCUCAUUUAAGUGGAUUCUUAACAUCCUCGGCUUCUUUGAUCUCAAAUUUCGUCAAGAUCAUUUUCUUAUAUUUGUAUUUUACAUUGAGUUUGCAUUGCACUAUUUGAGUAUGGUCCGAUCAAAUUUUUCUAUUGUUUGACUCCUUGGGACGCAAAUACAUUCUAAAGUCGAAAUCGGGCAGAGCUGUCCGAAAUCGCAGUGCACUGUUUUGACCGCGCUUGGUCAGCUCAUGCUGUAGAGGGCCGGAAUGCCAUGCGGGAGGUUGAAGGUUCAAGCCCGAGACCAGACCAACACUCAGGGUCUUAAAUUAACUGAGGAGGAUAUGCUGUCUUUGCUAUGACAUCUGUGAUUGGUUAGAUGUUCUAGUCUUCUCGGAUAAGGAAGAUAAACCUUAGGCCCCGUCUCCCGCAUCUUCUCUGUACUGGUUAGCAGGGGAUGUUAAAGAAUCGACGCACCUCUCGUAAAGAGUAGGGAAUGUAGCUCUCGGUCUGGUCUUGCACAGGCGGCCCAAGCUCCAGCUGUGCGAUGAUCAUCUUGCGAAAUGAGAGUUAUGGUGAAAUUAUAAUAGUUUAUAGGGGAAUAUUUACGAUCGCUCGUAGGACUAAAAAAAAUACUGUCAAAAUUCUCAAUAAAAAAUACCUCACCGUACUUCUACAGCGCAUCACUUGUUAUCUGACCGCUUUCUUUAUUGAAAAGAACCCAUUUUAGUGAGUUAUCCAUUUUUAGGUUUGUUACAUAAGAGAAGCCCUCUAUGCGCCGCCUGUGGGUCUUGUUGUUGUUUGUGCUUUUAUUAGUAUUUUCUACAUUGAGAGAGAUGGGGCAACAAAGGAAGAAGAAAUGGGGCUGUGCAGUUCGGGAUCGGACGAGAUUCUACGAUAAAAAUGGGAAGAAGGCUGAAAAUAAGAUGGAAGUACGUUUUAGUGACGCAAAUUUUGAAACAGAGUAGGCUUUCGCAGUGAUAGUAGCCUUACCGUCUUUUCACCGAUAAAAAUGACUAGCAUUAUAUUUCUCCUAACAUUAUCACCCCUGAAUAAAACAUGAAGGUCGUGAGAAUAAAGGAAAUGAUCGCCACCUGAAGAAGCCCUUGAUUGUUUCACAAAUUCAUUGCGUUAGUAAACGUAAAGAUAAAGGAACUGGGUAGACGGUGAGAGUGAGAGAUUCGAGGAAGUCUGGGGAGGAAAACUAGUCUCUUUAAAUAACUAAGUCACGUGUUAAUCAUGAGAUACGCUUCGUCGAUUCAAGAUGGCGGAGAACGGUGAAAUAGCACCUCUUCUCAACAAGAAAUUUGAACACUCUGGUGAAGAAUUGACCGGUUGUGGAGCCACAGUGUGCUGCGAUCCUAGAAGAGGUGUCCAUCGCUACUUUGUCCUUGGGUUGAUAUGCUUCUUGAGUUUUGGUAAGUUUGAGUCUGGAUUGCCUGUUUGAUCUGUCACGAACGUACGUGAGUUCCUUAGCUCACUGAUUAUUGCACCUUAAAAAAAUGACAAAAAAACUUCUGACAAACUCUCGAUUACAAACUGACUUCAUGCAUGAACUUUGAAAUCUGAUGAGUAGUCACAAGAGCAAAGUCCAAAUAUUUCAUGUAAUUCUUUACCCUGGGAGUCUCGAAAGCUUCUGCCUUCAGUUCAGUUCCGGCGAACACGAACAUUCCCUCAAUUUUGAAAGACACAAAUGCGCUCAGAUAGCUGUCAUUUCAGGGGGGAAGACAACAUAGUGUAGUCUUUUCACUAUUAAAACCUAGAUUCACUCGAACUGUAAUUAAAAACAGUGAUUUUUCGCCGCUUAUCGCUACCUGUUUCACUCUCUUUUAGUAACUCCUAGUAUGCUAUGCUAACUUUAUGUAAAUCUACUUUCCAUUCGUUCGUGAUGCUGUCUCACAACAGAAAUCCACAGCCGAGGUGUUUUUCCAAGAGAUGCUCUGAUCCAAGGAAUUCCCUUCUACAGAUCAAUAAAAUUCAAUAAUCUUACUUCACCUAUAUCAAUUUAAUCAAGUAAUCAAAAUAAAGUUAGCUGAUAUUUCAUUUCAUUUCAUUUUCCUUUGUCUUGAGGUGUUGAAAAUUGGGUCACCAGAGACAAACUAAUCUUAAUUAACUGUAUUUUGGACCAUUCUCUGCUUUUCCUUGAUUUAAGAAUUUGUUCUUAUUUACUAGAUAACUACCUUGGUCAGAUCAUGCAGGGGGUAAGUCCUGUGUUGACUGCCACUGUUUUACAAAGGUUUUAAAAACUGAUAUCUGGUGGUCUACCACCACUCAUAACACCUCUUACUUCCUUCUUUUUAACCCUUUAAUUCUCAUGAGUGAUCAAGUCAGAAUUUCUUGUUACGAUACCAAAACAAUAUCAAGCAGACAAGUGAUAAGAAAAUAAAUCAAUCAGAAGAAAAUAAUCAUAAGAAUUGUAUGGUGGAGAGUGAGGAGGAUUACUAACAAGAUCUGGGAGUGAAAAGGUUAACAAGAAAGCAGCCAUUACGGAAAAAGUUAUUGAAACCCCUGUAUAUAGUGACGCUAACUGAUUAUUCAACCACCUGAACACAGGUUUGCAGAAAACAUUGCUCAGGACAACUUUUACUGCUACAUUAAUUGCAUUCUUUGGUUUUCCUGUUUUCUGUCUCGUAGGAAGUUACUACUGCUAUGAUAAUCCAGCAGCAUUAGAGAAAAAUAUUGAACUGGUAAGCAGAUUUAAGUUGCAUUCACAUUUUUACCAUCUUUCUGAUGCAGUGAGGAGAACAGUUAAGGAAUGAGGUGCAAAUAGAACUCUACCUAUAGUUAUCAAUUUCAGCUGGAGAAAAGAGGCAUAAAGCUGUCAGAUAGGUUCUCUCAGAAGAGUCAAUAUCAGUUUACUUUACCCGGUUUUGCUGGCUGCAAGCAUUUUGGUCAUCAAGUUCAGAUGUGGUUGAGAGAUAAUUUAGCUAUAUACCACGCUGAAUACACCCUGCAGUCUACUUCUUGGAACAAUUUUCUUAUGUCAAGAAGUGAACAAACUCUAUUAGGAUACUGGAAAAUACAGUCUCAAAAACAAUCAAAACUUCCAAAGUAUACAAAAAAUUUUGUAUGGUGCAACAAAAUUUGCACAGUUGGUCCUGAAUUAGGGGAUCACCCACAGGGUAUGGUGAGAUGACUGCUUAACUUCAGGUUCCAAAGAUUAGGGAUAAUACAAAAAACAAUAAACAACGCAACACCACUUUAUGCGAUAAUUGACCACUUAAUGUUCAGAAUUUCAGUCAAAAAUACUACUUACUUUGAUUUUGGGGAACAUGAGAGAAGUGCAGAGAAGCAUGAGCCAAGUGUUCUUAAAAAUUCCUAAGUGCUUAUAUAAGUCAACAAUGCUCAAGGAACAAGUUUUUUUAUUUCAUUUAUUAAAUGUAUUGUGAAUUGCACACGCUCAUACUGAUGAUGUAGGCUGCAUGCAUUAUAUCUCAACAGUACACUUGUGUGACAUACGGCAUGUGCUUUAUGGAAUUAUAACGAACUCGUUCUGACCAAUCACAGUGUGCACAUUUCUCUGAACAUUUUAUAAUGUACAAUACAGUGGAUUGUGAUUUCCUUUUUGCUUGCAGGACAUGAAUGUUUCCACACAAAAAUAUGUGUUGUUAUACUCGCUCUAUUCAUACCCAAAUGUAGUGUUGUGUUUCUUUGGUGGAUUUCUUCUGGACAGAGUCUUUGGUGUGAGGUAAAAUUUUUUUCUAUCUUAAAUAACAUUAGGGAUUAUUUCACCAAAUCUUUUCCACUUCAGAGCUCUUUCAACAGUUAGAACUCUUUAAUGGAGGUUUAUGUUAUGGACAGGAAUGACUGGUUGUGUUAUGUGCUCUGAAUCUCUUAUGGUUUACAUGAUGAGGUCUCUGUUUUGUGGAGAUAUGUAUAAAUUGUGUAUGUUUCUGUUGUAAGUCUUAUUAAUUAAUAAUUUUUUAUUUAUUUUUGUUAGGCUUGGCACCAUUAUCUUCAGUUUAUUUGUCUUAAGUGGUCAGGUGAGGCUUUUUUUCAAUUUAUAUACAUUGAUGUCAUAUUUUAGGUAAGGUUUUGUUAUUGACCCUUCCACCCCCAAGAUCUUAUCAGUAAUUCUCCUUACUAUCUGCAUACAAUUCUUAUGAUAUUGGUUUGGAGAAUUUUGUACUGGAUCAACUAAUAAUCCCCAAAUUGAUAGUUUCCUUCAUUCUCAUUGCUUUUCUGCUUGAUAUUGUAUUGAUAUUGUAAGGAGAAAUUUUUUAAUGGCCACUAAUGGCAGUUGAAGGGUUAAUACUAUUUUUUGCAAAGACCGACAUAAUUUUCUACAGGAUUUGUUUCCUUUAAAAUAGGAUAUUAGAUUUUCUAGGGUGUAACAACAGCUGACCUUGGGAACCUUUUUAAUAUCAACCAAAAAUUAAAGGGCAGUUGAUUGUGUUUCAAUGUUAACCCUUUACACCUUAUAUUAGUAUGAAUAUUCUCCAUACUGUUCUCCAUACACUGUGAAUGGUACUGACAAGGAGAAUUUAUUUAACAAUCAAGAUCUUCUUGAGUAGUUGGUCAUUUACUGUUCUCUCAUAGCUUCAAUGUUUGAUUUGGCAGUGAUAAUGUACAGAGAAAUUAAAUACUGGUCACUCUAAGAGGUGAAAAGGUUAAGUCAUAAGUAGCUUAAUCAAAAGGAUAUCAAGUGGUUUUGACUUUCAGUAGCUAUUGUGGAUAAUUGUAUCUAGAAACAAAGCUUGGCAUAUUACAUGCAUGUAUAGUGGUUCAGUGACAGAGGUAUUUACUGCAGAACAAAUCACAAAAUGUAGUUUGAUUGGAUUUCUGAUGCUAAAUGCUGUGUUUCUUUUUCUACUCUUUCAGAUUGUGUUUUCUCUGGGAGCUUACAUCCACAGUUUUACAGUUAUGGAGGUGGGCAGGUUUAUAUUUGGGUAAGUACAAUGUACAGUUCUAUGUUUCGUUGUCUGGCUAUUCGAUGAAAAUGGGUUAUGGAGGUCAAAUAAUCAGUUAUCAUGGAUUAGUAGCUGGUAGUACAUUGUACUUUGUAUUUUAAGGUCAUGAAUGAUUUCUGUUCAGUAAAUAUGGCCUUGUCAGGCUGUCCUGUCCUUAAAUGGAGGAGAUCAGUUGUUAGAACAGGUAGUUCUGUCCAAACUGCAUUCAGCAACAAAAUUUUUAUAAGUGAGAUCACAAUAGUGUGGUAUAGUUUACCAAUUUUAUCCCCCAAGCCCCUGUGUAAUGUUGUUCUUUGUUUCCUGUGAUUGAACAACUUUGAAAGGGGGCUGUAACUGCCAGUCAGCUUUAAAGCAUGGCUUUCAUGAGCAAUGCAAGCUCGAGUGCAAGUGCAAACUCAAGGUUAAUAGCUCUUAUUUCACAGUUAUAAGGGGUUUACACAAGCACAAGCACAAGGGCAAGCUCAAGAAAAAGGAAAAAACAUGAUCCUUGUGCCUGGGCUUGUGUUUGUGCUUGCAUUGAGGCCAUUUUUAUGGUAAAAUAAGAGUGGUACUGUUAUGCUUGUGUGGUGGUUGUGAAAACCAUGUUUGAUACUCCUAAUUGGACUACCUGAUCUAGUUACUGUUAUGAUGCUUUGGACAUUGCUGAUCCUUGCAGAAUGCUGCAUGCAUGUCACACACAUGUAUGACCCUAUUAGUGGCCUACAGCAUAAGUCACCUUUCUCUGUGGCUCAGUAGUAGGAAUGGAGUGUCUAAUGUGAAGGUCUUGGGUUCAAUUCCUGUGAGGAUUAAACUUUUUUUUCUGUGUCUCACACUUGUGACAAGACAAACAACAGUUUACUUACAAAAUCUGUGUGAGGUUUGAAUGCUCAAUAUCACAAACAUGGUGCAAAAUAAUUUUAAUUUAUAUGAUGUUAAAAAAUCUUAAGGGCUUAGAACUUGCUACCUUACAUUCACCCAUAAGGACAGGACCUAAAAGAAAUAGGCUUUCCUUUAGCACCUGAAUAACUCCAUAUUAGUUUUUUUUUUCGUUUGCAAGAUAGGAGAAAUGUUUCCCUUAGCAUGCCUUUUCAGUUAAAGCCUUUUUUAAUUUUAAUAUUUAUAGUACAUUAACUUAUACAUGUUUACUCUCCCUCAGGCUUGGAGGAGAAAAUUUGGCAGUGGCCCAGAACACUUACUCUGUGAACUGGUUCAAAGGGAAGGAGUUGAAUAUGGUGUUUGGACUUCAGCUAAGCUUUUCAAGAGUGGUAUGUGUUAUUGAUUCAUAAAGCAUUUUGCAACUUUUUUGAAUGUGGUCUUUUUUAUACUUAAAGCAAGCAAUUAACAUUAGUGGAAUCCUUAGUGAGCUGAACUCUUGGUUGAGUGUCACUCCCAAGAUCUCAUUUAUUAAUUCUCAUUACUGUUAAUUGCCAUUUUAUUCUUAUGAUAUUAGUUCAAAUAAUUUAGUAUUGGAUCAACUGAUAAUCCCCUAAUUGAUAUUUGCUUUUUAUCUUAUCACUUGUAUACUGGAUAUUAUAUAGAUAUUGAAAGAAGAAAUUGUCUUGGUCACUCAUGGAAGUUUAAGGGUUUAUCCUGGGCUACUUGGAUUUGGAUUUGUUUGGGCCAGGGUGGUACCUUCAUGUAACCUGCACAGUGCCUCUUCCUGAUAGUAAAGAUUGAGAUUUCUGACAAUUUUUGGGGAAAUUUUAUUCAAUUUAAAUUCCAGCAAAAAAAGAUAUUGCCAUUAAUUAUACUUAAGCCACAAGAUGAGUCAUUCAACAAAGAGAGAUGGAGUCUCUAUAUUCAAAUUAAAAUGAUGGCUAAACAGUGAUGUAGAAGACAUGCCUUGCUUACCAGACUCUAGAUGGAAAGUUCUAAGACUGACUUACAUCUAAUUUCUCUUUACAAUAUCCCACCUGGAUAAAACAUUAAGGUCACAAGAGUAAAGGAAAUGAUGGGAAACUAUAAAAGCUCUUGAUUGUUGAUCAAAUUCUCCUCGUCAGAACCUGAGGAAAUGUAUAGAGAAUAGUAUGGAGAAUAUGCAUACUGAUGUUAAAGUGUAAAGGGUAAAUGUUCUUUAUAGUACUCAAGCACACCUUAAACCCUUUAACUUUCAAGAUCUUAUUACUGAUUCUCCUUACUGUCUGCCAUACAAUUCUUAUGAUGUAGAUUUGGAGAAUUUGGUAUUGGAUCAAUGAAUAAUCCGCCAAUUGAUAUUUUACUGUAUCCUCAUCUCUUCUAUGCUUGAUAUUAUAUUAAUAUUGUAAGGAGAAAUUCUCUCUUAGUCACUCAUGGGAGGUAAAGGGCUAAUGUUGUUUGAUUGAAUAGUUUAGUAAUAGAGUCAAUGUUCUUGUGCAUAAAUUAUGUGUUUUGGGGUUGACUCAGAGUCAUUUUAACCUGAGCUGCUAGGCGUUGGUUAAAGUAACUCUGAGAGGAGCACAAAGCAUAUUUAUGCAGUAUAUCUCUUUUUUAUUUUCAAUGUAUGUUUUCUUUUAGGGAAGCACAAUUAACAUGAAUGUAAACAACCCAAUUUAUAAGUCAUUUUCAAAUCAUGUCCCAGCAUCAAAGAGCUACCAGGCUCUAGGAAUGACCUUGUUUGUUGGUAAGUGCAAAGAUAUGUUUGUUAGUAAGUACAAAUAUAUGUUACCAAAAUUUCAGAAGUAUCUAUCCCUACUAGAGGCAAUUAUGUCAGUAAAGUGUAAAUGAAUGCUGGGUCCACUUGAUUUGGUCUUAGAUCAGUAAUAUGUUCAUUAAUUUAAAAUGCUUUGAGGGUUGCUUUUGUUUUUGUUGUUGUUUUUUUAAAAUUGUAUUCAAAACUAUCACAGAAUUGAAAUAGUUUGGUAGGAGCGACAAACAACACAAAGUUUACUCAGCUGACUUGACAGUGUAAAUUGGUAAAGGUAAAGAAAUUCAAAAGCUGGUGUUUUGAGCAUUUUGCUUUAUCAGAGCAACUCAAGGAAUUGUGUUCCAUUAAAUUUAGUGUUUCAUAACAACUUCUAAAAAAAUGAAUGGCAUAUCUUACUACAAAAAAUAAUAUUAUUAUUGUGAGUAAUAAUAAGUCACUCGCUUACUUCAUGGAAAACUUUUCUGUUUUCUUAUCAGGAGCUGGUGUUUGCAUGUUUUCUCUUGUCUGUGGUUUGGUACUGGGUUUUCUGGACAAGAGAGCAGCUCGCAUUCUGAAGAAAGAAGAUAGUCAAACAGGUAUGUCAUUAGGUCAAUCAUGAUACAAUAUUUUAUGCUUGUACCUGUUCAUGUAUUGGUGACCUCUUGGUCAUAUGCUGCUCCUUAGGAAGUAAAAAUUUUUGUCAAAAUUGUGCCAAUUUGUGACAUCACUUUGAUUAUAAAAGCUUAAUCGAAUGUCCUUAGUCUCAUCAGGAAUUAACGAGUUCCAGGAAAGAAAAUCUUAAUUAAAAUUUUUAGAUUUGUGCAAAAUAGUAUACAGGAGCUGUUUGACUAGUCAAUUUUGUUGUAAAAAUUUUUUUUACUUUUUAAGAUACAUACAAUUUGCAACUUUUUCUCUUGCAGGUGAAGUCAUUCGUUUGUCAGAUGUCAAAGACUUUCCCCUUAAUUUGUGGCUAAUAUUUAUUAUCUGUGUUGCCUACUAUGUGGCUAUUUUUCCAUUUAUAGCACUUGGCCUGUAAGUAACUUUUUUCAUCUGUAAUGAAUAAACACUUCUUCAAAACAGACCAACUUUAAAUUCUACUUCAUGAAGAAACAACUGUCCCAGCAAGAAAUUACCUGAUACUGAAAUUAUGCACCUUUACACCACAAUGCAUAUUCUCCAUACUGUUCUCUAGACAUUUUCCUGGUGGUUGUAAUGAGAAUUUGGGAAACAAUCCAGAGCUUCUUCUCUCUCUUGGGGUUGAUAAAAGGGUUAAAAGUCUUAUAUUGUUCAUGUGCAAUUAUGGGAAUAAUUGUCCUCGUAGAACUGCUUUGUAACUCACAAUUGUAGAAAAUUUAAAAUUUUCUAUUUUUAUUUCUUUAGUGCAUUUUUUGAGGCAAAGUUUGACUUGAAUCCCACCAAAGCAGGAGCAGUUAACAGGUACACAAAAAUGAGCUUCCCUUUCAGCACCCCAAUAUACUGGUAAUGACCCUUAUGUAGCACACCGUGUGCUGGAGCUGAAUUACAUUUUAAGCUUUAUACACCAUGGUGCUACCUGAAGCUCAAUUUUCAAAUAUUUACCCCCUUUCUCAAGAUAGAGUCUUAACUUUAUCAAACCCCCCCCUCCCCUACUAAGGAGAAAAGUGACAAAAAUAGUAGAACUUCAGAUGAACUUGCUCAUUACUGUGUGACUAGUAAAUUACUUAGAGACAAUUUCCAACAUCAUUAUAAUCAUUGUGAUCAGAAAACAGUUUCCUGGAUUGUGAUUGUGAGUUUAAAAACUCCUAUUUUCCACUAAUUCACUUGUCAAGUUGUUAUCAGACAGUUGCAGUUUAAAUUAAACCAGUCACAUUCAAAAUUGUAGUUUAAAUCAAACAGUCACAAGCUCUGUCCUGGAUGUUCUUCUUUUCUUGGAAACUGUAAUUUUUAUGAUUGAUUGGUAACAAGACUUCGUAUUGUUCAAUUCAGUCUGUAAUCAUAUUCGUGAUAAACAAAUGGGACUUCCGCUGAGCGGUCAUCCGAUUUUGUUAUCACUCAUAUGAUUACAGACUCCACUCAGUCCUAUUACCAUUACUUAUUUUAUAUAUAUAUGUUUAUUUAUUUAUUCAUAUUCAACUUUUUUUUUUAUAUUUUACUUCUUGUUUGCAGUGUGGUGUUUAUCAUUUCCGCCUGUGCCUCUCCAUUCUUGGGCUUUAUGGUGGAUAGAGUUGGAAAGAAUAUCUUCUGGGGUGAGUUUGUUGCACAUUCAAUCAACUUAGCAGGUUGUUGUCUUAUUUUUGGUAAGGAACAAUAAUCUACCAAAGUGGAGGUAAAUUAGUAUCGGAGCAAUGGUCAACUGAGUGUCGAAAGUUUUCCUUAACUUUGCUCAUUUAUUGGUCCAGAAAACUUGCACCACUCUCUUAACCAAUCAAAUGCAAAACCAUAACCAAUCACGAUUUGGUCGUUGGCGUUUUCCCGCGCUUUCAUGCAGUUUGGUUAGUUUUACUUUGAGUUCUCAUUGGCUUCUCUUCUGAUUGGCCAUUGGAAUUAUUUUUUCUGUUGGUUUUACAACACUCGAUCGAAAAGUGCUCUAACCUCGCGGCUUGGCAGCUUAGCAGCUUAGUGGUUUAGUAAAACCAACACGUUGGUGAGUAAAUGUUGUAGUGCAUGCCUCAAAAAAAUUAAUUCAUUUUUUAAAUGCUCAGACUGGUUUGAAGAAUCUUAGACCAGGAAAAAAAAUAACCGUCACAUUAGCAACUCAUUCUUUCUUCCAUUUGGUCUCGCUAAAAACUGAAAAAGGAAAAAAGUAAAACUCUUAAGAUUCAUCUACGUCAGACCUAAAUAUUCUCUCACCAUUUUUGCGUUAUAGUAAUUUUAUCAGUGGCUGUAACCCUUGGCUGCCAUUGCUUGAUGGCUUUCACUUUUUGUAAUCCAUUUGUCGCUAUGGUAAGUAAGAUCUCAGUAGUAAUUCUCCUGACUGUUUGCCAUACAAUUAUUAUGAUGUUAGUUCAAUGAAUUUGGUAUUGGAUCUACCAACAAUCCCCUAGUGGCUAUUUUUCUUUAUUCUCAUUACUUUUCUGCUUGAUAUUGUAUUGAUAUUGUAAGGAGAAAUUCUGUCUUGGUCACUCAUAGGAGUUACCCCAAGUGAUCCACUGAUUUAAUUCCUCGUAAUAAAAAAAUGUAUCGCCCAGAAUCUCAAGAAAAUAUGCGAGUGUCUCGAAACUCGAUCCUUGAAAAUGGAAUCUCGAAAUGAUAGUCUUGUCACUCGAUCAACUGUCAAUUGACAUUUGACUUUGACUUAUAGACAGAAAGCAUUUUGACCUCAGCCCUCCGAAAAUUUUUUUUGGAGGCAUAACUCGAACUGAUAUUUGGAGCAAUUUUGAAUUGAGUGUCAAAAGCUAUCCGAGAUUCUAUUGGUUUUGCUUUUCUUCGCUCUGUGAUUGGUCUAGAAAACUCACGCCACUCUCUCAACCAAUCAAAUGCAAAACCAAAACCAAUCACGACCAAGAAAGGAUCCUCUCCUGUCACGACUUAGUCACCCGCGUUUUCCCGCGCUUUUGGCACUUGGCUUGUUUUAACUUCGAGUUCUCAUUGGUUCUCGAAGGGUUCUUCUCAUGGGACCGUUAUGAUUAUUUUGGUUUCGGUUUUACAUCAGUCAAUCGAAAAGCGCUCUAAAUUGCAUAGAAAAUGCUUUUCAUGGACGCAUGUUUUUUGUGUGUGUUUUGCAGAGUAUACUGGGUGUGGCUUACUCCAUGUUGGCCUGUGCUCUGUGGCCACUUGUUGCUUUAGUUGUCCCUGAACAUCAGUUGGGUACUGCCUAUGGAUUGUAAGUAUACCAAAUGUUUGCUGUUUUUUAAGAAGGCGAAGUGGCGGCUGCAGCCAUCCUGCAAAGUUGUGAAGAUUCUCCUUCUACUUUACGUUUUGUGUUUGUUUUCCAACCCCCGCAGAAAACCAGAAAAACAAUCGAUUUUAAGUUAUCUAAAUUGGCAGGAUCUGUUUUGCUUAAAGAAAUUUUAUGAAAUGUUAUUAGAUUCUCCAACUCACAGCAUUUGUCAGAUAGGUUUGCAGGAUAGUGCUUUGGCAUUAAGUGAAGAAAUGUUUGAUGCCUCUUUCUGUUCACUGAUUUCUCGAACCUCGAAAAGUUCUUAUCGACUAGCGAGGGUCCAGAAUCGAAAAAAAAAAGACUAGGUCAUCAUUACCUAUGUCUUGUACUCGCAAUGUGUAGUGCGUAACUCGAGAUUUUUUGUCUAGAAUCUAUUCUUUUGACUUGUACUGAUCUCUAUAUUCGUGAGUAACCCGAUCCUCGACUCGAGUCGAUUUGAUUCGAUAAUUUAAUCCCGAUACUUGCUUCGAUACGUGUCGAGUAUUUACCGAGAUGGAAUCCUUUGACUGGAUUCUCGUUAAUUCCGUAUCGAUUUAUUGAGUGUCGAGUUGUGAGUCAGGAUACUCAACUUGAAAGGGACUGUCACCUUUCGUGCAGUCAAUGUUGUGGACACCUCACGCAAGUUCUUGUUUCAAACUAUUCUUUCAGCAUGCAGUCUAUUCAGAAUCUGGGACUUGCAGUUAUUUCACAAGUAGCUGGAACAAUUGUAGACCUUAAAGGAUAUUUAGUAUUGGAAGUGUUUUUCUGCGCCUGGUUGUGCAGUAAGUAUUCGCUCUUACAUGGUCUGAAAUUUCCAUAAUCUUUAGUGAAAUCCUCUUUUGCGCAACACUUAGCAUACCGAGAACGGCAAAUCACUCCAACUAGUGGCAUCUUUUAGGAUUUUUCCCAAAAUAGAUACUCCAUUUGUAGGUUAUCAGCUUAUAUACGGAAGUUUGACCUUACAUGGAAAAUGAUUAAAUAAUAUUUUCUGAUUGUUCUCACAGUUGCCUUGAUUGCCAGCAUUCUGCUCUACUUGGUUGAUGCCUCCAGAGGUUUGUUUGAUUUUAAUGAUUUCUUUUCAUGAAUUUUCUAUUUUUUCCUCUUUUGAGUUUUGCGAAACCUUUAUGUUGAGAAAAAGAUGUAUGAGGAACCUUACAAGCUACUUUGGUCGAAAUCUAUGACCGGCGAAAAUGAUGAGGAAAAUUUUUAUGUUUUGCCCUUCAACCUUUGUUUCUUUCUCUAUGAAAAGGGACAGGCCUAAACCUCUCCACCCUAGAAAGAAAGAAAUUAGCAGCUCAAAGCAGAGUCACACUGUAAGUAUGUCAAAAGAAAGUACAGUAGAACCCAGCUUCCUCGAACUCGGUUAACUCGAACUCCACGCUAGCUCGAACAAGAUCCAAUUUGACCCCAUUUUCCCAGUCAUCUACUAUAAGCUUACUCGAAUUCGAUUUACUCGAACUAAUGUUACUUUCUCGUGGCAUAAAUUUGCCCUUCUAACAAGAACUUAAAAGAAAAAAAUCGGUCGAUAAACGUUAUUAUGUCAGAGCAUAGUUCACUAGUACGUCCCAACCUUUAAUCGCGAUUGAUAUGGAGGUGAUCAAAUUUAAGAUAACUUGGUACAUUUAUCUUAACUUCCCAAUUAUAUUUUCUGGUAGAAAAGGGGUUUUUUUUUUUUUACAUAAACGUUUCAAUUGUUUAUUAUGUGUUGUCUCAUGUAGUAUUUCGUCAGAAGAGGAAGACAUUCACAAGAGAGACUAUAAUGUGAGUCCAAUCACUCCUCGCUCUGCAGCUCAGCUGCGGUUGCGCUUUUUGUCGCGAGUAGGCCAACAGGUAAGGUUGAUUCUCUUCAUUUUACAUCGGCACCCAAAGUGCACAUAUAAUAAUUUUCACUCGCUACGGCAUUCUACAUUGAAUACACCUUAUCCAUAGGUUAACAGAUAAUACGCGCGGAUAUUUUGCGAGUUACGUAGAAUUUUUCCGCUCGUAUUGUAUGUUAAAUCAUCGAAUAAGAGAAUUAUUAUUUCACUUUACUUCAUUUUCUAGUACUUUGGCAUCUAGUUUUCAAAAUACAUCCCAUAGCCUUGUUUAAGCACCGUAUUGAUCGCAUGAGACACGCGUAAAAGACGAAAACAACACAAGCGAAACCAUUGAAGUGUUUUUAUAUGACCAACAAAAAACUUUGAUGCGAUUGAAAAUUCGUUGCACGUUUCGAUGCCCUAAUAUGACUGAAUGGCGUAAUAGUGGAAUAAUAUGCUAGAUUAUACACGCAUUUUAUUGACGGUGAAGGCAGUAUUUUCCCGACGCAUACAACGACUCAACGAUCCUAAUGUAGUACCUGGCCCUCUAGAAAAGAGGUAACCGGUUUAGGAAGAGCGUGUUAGAAGAACAAUGCAAAGAAACUCAUAGACAACCAACUAUUGCUUUGUUUAAUUUCGAGGUUUAUUUUUUUUUAAUUUUGAUCCAUAGUACUUCCAGCUACCAGAGACCUACAGAGCUUCGGCACUGGCUUAUCCUCAUGUACUUAAGUGAUCAGUCACCUACUUUCAGUGCAAGAAUGAGCUCCUCACAGGCGGUGUCAAUUUGAAGGACUGGGGUACAAUAUUUGAGGCGAAAGAUGCGUUACCAUGUUAUUUUGAUGGUGGAUCUCGUAUUAGUUUGCCAGAUUCAUUCUCAUGCAAGCUUUAGAAUGAUUUAGAAUUAUAUCGGCGAGAUAUACGCAAGUAACUUCCAUAAUUAUUUAGUUAAAGGAGAUUCAUUUUAGAAAUUUAUACCUAUUUCCCUAUUUUUUUUUUUCGGUUUUUAUCAAAGGUUAUUUUGUAUCGUUUGGGCUAGUUUAAAUUUUUUGCUGAAUUGCAAGACGGAAUCACCCUAAAUAACAAAUGUAUCGUUACCUAAUUCAAUAAUGUGACGCAGAAUCCUUAAUUUGAUGCAAUAGACCUUCAAAGUGCAAUUAUUUGUAUUGAUUAGCGCAAUUUUUUAAUGAAUUGUCGAAAGUCAGCCAGGAUUGCAUUCGCUUUGCCUUGAUUGGUCUAGAAAACUCGCGUCACUUUCUUAACCAAUCAGAUGCAAAACUGAAACCGAUCACGACAUGGUCGCUCGCGUUUUCCCGCGCUUUGUAAUUAGGAAUUAUUGUAACUAC
This is a messenger RNA of Pocillopora meandrina, 22679 nucleotides long. The record is from the annotation of a GenBank genome assembly. Lineage: Eukaryota; Metazoa; Cnidaria; Anthozoa; Scleractinia; Pocilloporidae.